GCGGCGUGCGCGCAUGCGCACAAGGUCCCGCGCGGCUUCCGCCCUGGCUAAGAUGGCGGCGCCCGGGGUCCCGUGCGGCAGCCUUAGAGGGUGCCGCCGCCCUGGGCGAGGUCAGGCCGCCCCGCGCGGAAGAACCGCCCCCAGCGGCUGCACCACCGCCGCGUAGCAGACGAGCCCAGGCCCGCCCUGGACGGCAGCCGCGCCAUGGACUCUCCGAGCUCCUCUAAGUCCCACUGUUCCGUCGGCCCCACCAGUCCCGGCUCGGCCGUGCUCCUCUACGCGAAAGAGCUGAAAAAGUGGGAUGAGUUUGAAGACAUCUUGGAGGAGAGGAGGCACGUCAGUGACUUGAAAUUUGCAAUGAAAUGCUACACACCUCCUGUCUAUAAGGGAAUUAUUCCUUGCAAGCCAACUGAUAUUAAGGAUAGAGUUCUUAAUUCUGAAGAGAUUCAUUAUGUCAUUAAUCAGCUUUCCAAGGAGUCCCUUCAGUCUGUUGAUGCCCUCAGGGAAGAAGCUUGUGAGAUCUUGGAGGAAAUGAGUCAUAAACUUCGUCUGGGAGCCAUUCGUUUUUUCGCCUUUGCCCUGAGCAAAAUAUUUAAACAGAUUUUCUCGAAGGUGUGCGUGAAUGAAGAAGGCAUUCAGAAACUGCAACGUGCUAUCCAGGAGCAGCCUGUGGUCCUGCUGCCGAGUCACCGGAGUUACAUUGACUUUCUGAUGCUGUCUUUUCUGCUCUACAACUAUGACUUACCUGUGCCAGUCAUAGCAGCAGGGAUGGACUUCCUGGGGAUGAAGGUGGUCGGGGAGCUGCUGAGGAUGUCAGGGGCCUUCUUCAUGCGACGCACCUUUGGCGGCAACAGGCUGUACUGGGCCGUGUUCUCUGAGUACGUGAAGACGAUGCUGCGGAAUGGAUACGCUCCAGUUGAAUUUUUUCUUGAAGGGACAAGGAGCCGCUCUGCCAAGACCUUGACUCCUAAAUUCGGUCUCCUGAACAUUGUGAUGGAGCCAUUUUUUAAGAGAGAAGUUUUUGAUACCUACCUUGUCCCAAUCAGCAUCAGUUAUGAUAAGAUACUGGAAGAAAGUCUUUAUGCCUAUGAGCUUCUGGGAGUUCCUAAGCCAAGAGAAUCUACAAGUGGGUUGCUGAAAGCAAGAAGGAUUCUCUCUGAGAACUUUGGAAGCAUCCAUGUGUACUUUGGAGACCCUGUGUCACUUCGAUCUCUAGCAGCUGGGCGGAUGAGUCGGAGCCUGUAUACCUUGGUCCCAAGAUACAUCCCUCAGAAACAGUCCGAGGACAUGCAUGCCUUUGUCGCUGAAGUUGCCUACAAAAUGCAGCUUCUACAAAUUGAAAACCUGGUUCUGAGCCCGUGGGCUCUGGCAGUUGCUAUUCUGCUUCAGAACCAGCCUUCCAUGGACUUUGAUGCCCUGGUGGAGAAGACCUUAUGGCUGAAAGGCUUGGCCCAGGCGUUCGGAGGGUUCCUCCUCUGGCCUGAUAACAAGCCUGCUGAAGAAGUAGUGUUGUCCAGCAUUCUUCUGCACUCCAACCUUGCCAGCCUUGUCAAAGACCGGGUGGUUCUGAAAGUGGAUUCCGGGGACUCGGAAGUGGUCGAUGGGCUCAUUUUCCAGCAUGUCACUCUCCUCAUGUGCUCAGCGUAUAGGAACCAGCUGCUCAACACUUUUGUCCGUCCCUCUCUAGUAGCUGUGGCCUUGCACAUGACACCCAGGUUCAAGAAAGAGGAUGUCUACAGUUGCUUCCACUUCCUACACGAUGUGUUUUUAGAUGAGUUCAUCUUCCUUCCAGGAAACACACUCAGGGACUUUGAAGAAGGCUGCUACUUGCUUUGUAAAAGUGAGGCCAUACAAGUGACUGGGAAGGACAUCCUCAUCACAGACAAAGGAAAUGCCAUAUCAGGAUUUCUAGAGGGACUCUUCAAGCCUUUCGUAGAGUGCUACCAGAUCAUUUGCAAAUACCUCCUGUACGAGGAAGAGGACUGCUUCACUGAGAAACACUACCUGUGUGCAGUGAGGAAGUUCACAAGUCAGCUUCUUGAUCAAGGCGCCUCUCAGUGUUACGAUGUAUUAUCUUCUGAUGUGCAGAAGAAUGCCUUAGCAGCUUUUGUGCGACUUGGUGUGGUGGAGAAGAAGAAGGUAAAUAAUGGCUUUGUAUUCCGUGUGAACGAACCAGCCACCACCAAGUUGGAGGAAAUGCUAGGUUGUAAGACGCCAAUAGGAAAACCAGCCACUGCAAAACUUUAAUGAUUACGAAAUGCUUAUGGAAAACUUGGUCACAUAAUUACUGUUAAAAAGAAGUUACAAACAGACAUAAAGGAAGAGACACAUCUUCUUGUGCUCUUCAGACUUUGCAACCUGUGGACUCACAGAGAGGAAGAGGUGAUCAUUGUGAACAGUCGUGUGAUCUUCCUCACCACGGGAUGGUCAGAGGCAUUUGUGUCACCCUGUAUGUGUUUUAAAUAAAGCAACCUUUUGAAAACA
Molecule: messenger RNA, 2484 nt
Organism: Castor canadensis (American beaver)
Lineage: Eukaryota; Metazoa; Chordata; Mammalia; Rodentia; Castoridae
Source: RefSeq, a predicted model, not a curated record